AUGAAUGCUGAAAAACGUGAAGCGAAAUUGGAAAUGUCUAAAGGUUUCAUGAAUCUGCAAGAUCAGUACUUGAAUAGCAUAAUGGAUGUAAAAGCAGCAAGGAAUCCUACUUUCUCGAGAAGGGGUGGCGUCGUCCCUUUGGUCGAGGGACGGAAAUCGGAGUAUUGCCGAUCAUUAUCUGGUGGGAAAAUGUUCCGUUAUUUCACGUUGGAAUCGUUGUUUCUACUGUUUUGCCUAACAGUAUCAUUGCUAAUAUUGCCACUGAUACUCCCUCCGUUGCCGCCACCACCAUUGAUGCUUCUUCUGCUUCCUAUAUGCAUUUUGGCACUUUUAAUGAUCUUGGCCUUCAUGCCCUCGUCUAACGUGCGAGAUGCAGUGUCGUUGAAUACUCAUAAGUAUGUGUAA
This is a messenger RNA of Fraxinus pennsylvanica, 405 nucleotides long. NCBI's taxonomy places the organism in Eukaryota, Viridiplantae, Streptophyta, Magnoliopsida, Lamiales, Oleaceae. The record is from the annotation of a GenBank genome assembly.